Messenger RNA from Lentinula edodes (shiitake mushroom), 330 nucleotides. RefSeq lists its product as uncharacterized. The transcript has a single exon. The annotation marks the transcript as partial. The record is from RefSeq and is a predicted model, not a curated record. NCBI's taxonomy places the organism in Eukaryota, Fungi, Basidiomycota, Agaricomycetes, Agaricales, Omphalotaceae.
CUUCACCUCGAUGCAGACUCAUGGCAAUCAAGCGCUGCAACUUCUGGUACCAUGUUCCAUCAAUUCAAAUUUCCCGCUCCAAUCCUGACGAGCCUGACGUUGGUGACGGAUGGAAGGGGCAUUACGAAUGGAGUUCUUCCUCAGAUGUUCGAUGGCGAAAUGCCCAGCUUGAAAAAACUUUGCCUCAAACAUCUAACGGCGUGGCCUAGAGGUUAUUUUCAAUCCCUCACACACGUAUGCUUAUACGACCAGAAUGAAAGCACACGACCAACAAUGGAUGAAUUUCUUGAUUUUUUGGCCAGUUCCCCUUCCCUUGAGGAAUUAGCUCUA